This is a messenger RNA of Hordeum vulgare subsp. vulgare (domesticated barley), 667 nucleotides long. Its product is annotated as bromodomain adjacent to zinc finger domain protein 2B-like. Bases 97 to 450 code for a protein of 117 amino acids. The transcript has a single exon. The record is from RefSeq and is a predicted model, not a curated record. NCBI's taxonomy places the organism in Eukaryota, Viridiplantae, Streptophyta, Magnoliopsida, Poales, Poaceae.
UCAAAGCACUCUCGAAACCCUAGCCGCCACCUUCCACCAAGGCACCAACACACAGCACCCAUCACACCUACUCGCUGACGGCGGACGGCCUACGCCAUGCAGCGCGCCGCCGUAAGGGUUGCUUCCCUGGCCACCCGCCGCUUUGCUGCGUCGGCCACCCGCCCGGGGCUCCCAGCUGGCCCGGCGCCUCUUCGGUCUGCCGCGGCGGUGGUCAACGGCACCACGCGAUUAUCCCUCCAGCCAACUGUUGCUGCUGCCGCGGCGGCUCUGUGUGCCCGGCGCGGGUACGCCGGCAGUUCUCCCAAGGCGAAGACGGUCAGCGAGGAGAAGGAGGAAGACGAGGAGGAGGAGGACGAGUUCGAGGAUAUGUCCUGCGACGAGGACCUCGACGGGGACUCCUACUCCGACGAUUCGGACGACGAUGAUCUGUAUCCUUCCGCAAGUGAUUAGGAGGAACCAGUGAAGAAGCGCGGGUGGUUGAGAUAAUUUCUGUUGUUUCGUUUCUUUCUCGAGGUUGAGAGAAAAAUGGAAGAAAGAAAAAUAAAUUUGCUUUUAAGUUCUUUUUCUGAGACGGCGUUUAAGUAUUUACUCUUGGUGACUUUUCUUUCGCUUCUUGUUGGGGGCAAGAAAAUUUGAAACAUGAGAUUGAAAGUUGUAAUGCAUCAAA